This is a messenger RNA of Penicillium taxi, 588 nucleotides long. RefSeq lists its product as uncharacterized. The record is from RefSeq and is a predicted model, not a curated record. The coding region runs from base 1 to 588 and encodes 195 amino acids. The transcript has a single exon. Lineage: Eukaryota; Fungi; Ascomycota; Eurotiomycetes; Eurotiales; Aspergillaceae.
AUGCCAACAUCUCCACUCAUCCUCGACCCAAUAGCCGAAUGGCGCGCCUGGCAAGUCCUUCGAAUCUAUUUCACAGUCCUUCUAAACCGCCAAGUCCGGCGCCGCUGGCAACUCGAGCAAAAAUGCAUGCAAGACACACCAGCCUCUCAACGCUUCCGUCCAGUAAUCUUUAUGGAGCAGGUUCCCUCGCUCCAAAAACCGCGAACGAGGCAACAAGACAGAGAUCACAGACAUAGCCCGUACAAUCGGGACGCGCUGGAGAAACUCAAGACGAGAGUCCGGCUGAUUCGUGCCCGUGUUGAGAAGGGGAAGGAGCUUGCUGGCGAGAUUGAGCGGCGUAUGCUGGAUCCUUACGUGCAGUUCCCUUCGCACUUUUGUCAUAGUUGUGUUGUUGACGGGGAUGUGGCUGACAUACUGCUUUCGAAGUGUGGGCAUCGGAUUUGUGUUACUUGUCUUUCGUUUGUUGAUGAUGUUGAUGGGGUAUAUGAGUGUAAUAUUUGCUUCGUGCCUGUGAAGCUCUUGGAGAGAUAUCCACUGCCGGAUUCGUGUGAACAGUUUUCGAAAGUGUCGAGGCUUUGUCAGGCUUGA